Molecule: messenger RNA, 735 nt
Organism: Pseudozyma flocculosa PF-1
Lineage: Eukaryota; Fungi; Basidiomycota; Ustilaginomycetes; Ustilaginales; Ustilaginaceae
Exons: 1
Coding region: 1-735 (244 amino acids)
Source: RefSeq, a predicted model, not a curated record
AUGUCUAGCACCGACUCCUCUACGGCCCCGGCUGCCUCUCCGGACGCCGUGCUCUCGGUGGGCGUUGCCCUGUUUGACGGCGUGACGCAGCAAGACUACAUCGGUCCCAUCUCUGCCCUGGGACCGCACUGCAAGGUGCACCUGCUCCACACGAGCUCCGAGGCGGUGCGGAGCGACCUGCGCUUCGGCAUCCUUCCCUCUUCGACGUUUGCCGAUGUGCAGCGCGUCGACAUCCUGCUGGUACCGGGCGCGCCGACGCACUACAUCAUCGCGGCGCUGCAGGACGACGGGCUGAUGGAGGCCAUCGCGCGGCUGGGCCGUGGCGCGCGCUACGUGACGUCGGUGUGCACGGGUGCGGUGCUGCUGGGCUGCGCCGGGCUGCUGGACGGCUACCGCGCCACGACGCACUGGACGGCGCUGCCCGUGCUCGAGGCCAUGGGCAUCGAGACGGUGCGCCAGCGCGUCGUUCACGACCGCAACCGCCUCACGGGCGGCGGCGUCACGGCGGGCCUCGACUUUGGACUGACGCUCCUCGCGGUCCUCAAGGGCGAGGCGUGCGCCAAGGCAACCCAGCUCAUCCUCGAGUACGAUCCGCAGCCCCCCUUCAACGCUGGAAGCCCGCAGGGUGCAGGCAAGGAGAUCACGGCGCUCGCCCUCACGCCCGAGCGCCAGAGGACGGUGCAGCAGUGCAUCGACCUCAUCCAGCAGCGUCGUCGCGGAGGGCGCCCGGAGUAA